Messenger RNA from Zerene cesonia (dogface butterfly), 1766 nucleotides. Its product is annotated as synaptic vesicular amine transporter-like. Gene Ontology annotation, cellular component: terminal bouton; synaptic vesicle membrane. Bases 297 to 1706 code for a protein of 469 amino acids. Gene Ontology annotation, biological process: transmembrane transport; aminergic neurotransmitter loading into synaptic vesicle. The record is from RefSeq and is a predicted model, not a curated record. Lineage: Eukaryota; Metazoa; Arthropoda; Insecta; Lepidoptera; Pieridae. The transcript has 10 exons. Gene Ontology annotation, molecular function: serotonin:sodium:chloride symporter activity.
GAUUUUCAGUCAAAACGUCCUCACCACUGAGCCACAACUGCUAUGUAUUUAAUGAUUUCAUAUUCUAUAAUAUUAUCAUUUACGACCGGGUGAAAGUUUGACACGUAUUCAAGGGAAGGGAAAAUAUAAAUGGUAAUAAAAUGAUUGAAAAUGUGGUCGCGAUAAGAUUAGCCGCAGACGCGCUCGUUUCGAGUUAUCUCGUAAAAGGGGUGUGUGGCGGAAAAUUGCGUUAAGGCGGAUUACACACGCGCGGGCGAGCGCCGAUUGCGGGCGGCGGCAGUGUGUCCGCGCGCGCCAUGCAGUACGAGCGCCUCGGCGCGCCCGCCGGCCACGCCGCCUUCCUGCUCGUCUACUUCACCUUCUUCCUCGACAAUGUGCUGCUCACUGUGCUCGUUCCGAUAAUCCCGGACUGGGUGCGCGGCGAGUCGCUGGCGCUGUGGGCGGAGCGCGCCGCGCCGCUGGCGCAGCUCCUCAACACCACCGUGCAGCGCAUCGCCGACGAGACUGAAGGCGAGGGCAUCGGCGCGUCGCAGCUGGCGGUGGGCGCGGUGCUGGGCGCGAAGGCGGGCGCGCAGCUGGUGGCGGCUCCGGCGGCGGCCGCGGCCACCGAGCGGCUCGGGCCCGCGCGCUGCCUGCGCCUCGCCACGCUACUGCUCGCGCUCGCCUCGCUAACGUUCGCGUGGUGCGGCGCGUGGUGCGGCGGGCGACAGUGCGCCUGGUGCGCGGGCGCUGGGCGCGGCGCGCAGGGCGCGGGCGCGGCGCUGGCGGGCGUGGCCGGCCUGGCGCUCGUGUCGCGCGCGCGCCGCCCCGCCCGCGUCGCCGCGCUGCUCGGCGCGGUUGCGCUUGGUGUACUUGUGGGCUACCCGUUCGGCGGUGUGGCCUACAAGCUGUGGAGUGAAGCGGCGCCUUUCCAACUCAUUGCAGCGGCCUUCGUGGCUAACCUCGGAAUGCAGUAUAUAUUUUUGAACAAACCAGAAUACAACGAGGUGUGCGAGGCGGACGGCGGGGGGAGUGGGGGCGGCUCGUACCGCAGCAGCUUGCGCGAGGUGUGGGCGGAGCGGCGCGGCGCGGGCGGCGCGGGCGCGGGCGCAGUGUUCGCCGCCACCGCGCUGCUCGCCGCGCUCGAGCCCUGCCUGCCACUCUGGGUCAUGGAGCGCUUUCACCCGCAGCGCUGGGCUCUGGGAGCGAUGUUCGUGCCGGACAGCCUGGGCUACCUGGUGGCGACGAGCGCGCUGCCGGCGUGCGGCGCGGCGCUGGGCGGCGAGCGCGCGGCGCUGGCGGGCGCGGUGGCGGCGGCGCUGGGCGCGCUGCUGCUGCCGGCGGCGCGCUCGCUGACCGCGCUGGCGCUGUGCCAGGCGGCCGUGGGCGGCGGCGUGGGCGCCGUGGACGCCGCGCUGGUGCCCGCGCUGCUGGCGCGCUGCGGCGCCGCGCGGCUGCCGCACCGCGCCGCGCUGCUGCAAGCCGCCGCCAGCGCCGCACUCGCCCUUGGCCCAGUGGUGGGCGGCGUGCUGUCGUUCGCGCUGGGCUUCGAGACGGCGCUGCGGCUGCUGGCGCUGGCCGCGCUGCUGCACGCCGCGCUGCUGCACCGCGCGCUCAGCGACCACCCGCUCUCCGAACAGUGGGGAGCGCCGCCCCUGGAGGAGCUGAGCGCGGAAACCCCAGAAGAGACUCCGUUGCAACCCGCCAACUUUGCUCACUUCCACUGACUACACCUUCUACACUUAUUAUACGAGAUAUAAGAAUAAUAAAAUUUUGCGCAAUCCAAA